This is a messenger RNA of Mycena indigotica, 1965 nucleotides long. RefSeq lists its product as uncharacterized. Bases 1 to 1965 code for a protein of 654 amino acids. NCBI's taxonomy places the organism in Eukaryota, Fungi, Basidiomycota, Agaricomycetes, Agaricales, Mycenaceae. The transcript is spliced from 6 exons. The record is from RefSeq and is a predicted model, not a curated record.
AUGCUUCCCAACAACAUACCCGGCCAAGAAGAUGGUCCCUCAGCCCCCGACAACUGGAAGAGAGCCGUUUACCGGCCAGCUCCAUCUCGCUUUACCGUUGAGAUGCUCCCUCCCGUCAAACUUGGCGGUAACUACAACUUUCAUAUGAGGAUAUGCCCCAUCACUCGGGGUGACCGCUCGUCUGUCUCCUCAAGAGGCUCCAACACAGAAUACGACAUUCUUCGUCGCUGGGAAGACUGCCUCAUUUUCCAAGACUCUCUCGAACGGGAAUACCGGCGUUUGGCUACCUCCAAACGCCAGCGCCUUGUCGCUGGCAAAGGCGUCCGCAAGAAUGGAAUGUAUCUCCACUCUGAUCGCGCCUCUUCAUGGGAGUCUCUCCCUCCAGGUCCUGAACCCGAUUCAGUGGCCCAAGACAUUCACGACCUCAUUCCCCGUCUGACCAAGAAGGGUACCAUGUUCCGAGCUAGCCAGGCUACCAUCGAUCAACGACAAGUCGAGCUGACUGCAAUGAUCACAGCGCUCUGGCAAGACAGUGUCCCGACCUUACUCGAGGACUUCCGCAAAGAGCGUAUCGUCACUGACUUCUUUGGAUUCUGGCGUCGCGACCAAGACAUCGAGAAGAAGAACCCGCUCAACAAGACACCUUCUCCUUCAGUGAAAGCUCCACGCAGCUCAGUCAGCAGCAGCGUAUUCUCCUCAUACUUUUCUUCGAGUGGCGAUUCACGCGAGUCCCUUUCUCGCAGGGCACGUGCUCAUUCAUCUGCUUCAUCCGACUCUUCCUCGUUACCUUCAACCAGUAGCGCUCGGAGCUCUAUUAGUGUCUCCAUUAAUGAUGAGCAACAACCCCUAGAAUUCGGCCAUAACCCGCAAUCUCACCAGUACACUGUCGACGACAAUCUCAAGGCUAUGCGUCUCAACCUCAUAGCAGCCGCAGCCAAGAAGCUUCGUGAGGGCGAAGCCAACUUAGAGCGACCUGAUUCACGGGCUACCAUUAACCGUGGCCCUCGCGAGUCCUGGAUGACGACAGCAUCCGGGAUGUCUUUCGUCGACGAUAUGGGCUUGACCUUGCCUGAAGAAGACGACGAAAACGACACGACUCGCUGGAGAAUGUCAAAUGCCAGUAUUGCAACCUUCCGCACUGAGGUGUCCUCUGAAGGUGUCAUUCCGCGAUACUACGUUCCCGAACACAAUCCGGCCAGAAUGUCAACUGCGACUUUCAUGACCGACGUUUCCGCCGAUGGCAUUUUACCUCGUGAUAAUUGGAGGGACUCAGUCUUGUCCGACACAGAUAGCGUUUUGGACUCCCACUUUUCUGAUGCAUUCCCGCGACCAUGCUCAUAUGUCCCGCCCCAACCUGCUCUUCGUAACGCCCCCUUUAGCCCGACAAAUUCUCUCCCUCUUCUCUCCCCCGGCAUUUCAAUUUGCACUACCUCCCCCGCAGCAUCACGCCUACAUACACAAUUCUCUGGCUUAUCUGUCAGCCCCCCGAGCCCUAAAAUGCCAGUCACUCCCGUAAAUGAGAAGUUCUAUCAACGGAGGGAUGCGCUUGCAAAAGCUCGUGCACCGUCUCCCAGUCCUUCCGUUAUCUCAACAGCGAUGUCAAUGCUUUCGGACACAACAAUUCGAUCGACAUUUUCCGACUCCACCGGGAGCACAGUUACACCCUCGCUCUAUUCAUUCCAUUCUGCCCGGUCACAUUUGUCGACAACAACCGCUGCAUCCCUGCCGCCCCUUGUCAUCAAAGCAGCCCACAACAACUCAAUAAUCUUACUACGAGUUGAUGAUGACUUGAGCCUGGGUGAACUGCGAGGACGGUUACAAAACAAGUUCCUUGGGCAGGAAGGCGUCCAGCUAUCCGACAACUUCUCGCUGGCGUACAUGAUCCCCGCCUCGCCAACAAAAGCACGAAGCUUUUUUUGGUGGCCGCAGUCGGGCGAACUCGCUUUCUGCGGGAACGCUGACUGA